Penaeus indicus is the source of this 4115-nucleotide messenger RNA. RefSeq lists its product as uncharacterized. The transcript is spliced from 9 exons. NCBI's taxonomy places the organism in Eukaryota, Metazoa, Arthropoda, Malacostraca, Decapoda, Penaeidae. Gene Ontology annotation, molecular function: protein binding. The annotation marks the transcript as partial. The record is from RefSeq and is a predicted model, not a curated record.
AUGCAGAUCUGCAUAUUCAUGCGCGUGGCUCUGGAUAACGACCGCACACAGGCGUAUAGAUUACACCGACGGAGGCAGGGAAAGAGAGGGGCUGUGACACAGACGCGACUUUGCCCCCGACCCGUGCCCCGUGACCUGGCCGGAAGCGUGGCAUCGAACCGCGUGAGAAUGAUCGGCCUGGCCUGUAGAAGCAGGGACCUCCGCGCCGACUCCUCCCAACCCAGCCUUCGCUUUGCAGUUCUCUGUUCCUUAUCAUGCAUGACCUCUUGCAAUGUGGGCAGCGUGGUAGUGCGCUACCACAGUGGCGUGGAGGCGCGGCGCGCGUGCCUGGGGUCAUCGGCGGUGGUGCGCGUGGUGCGGCUCAGCGAUGGCUCGGCCUCCGACUCCUCCGAGGACGAGAGCCUGCACCCUUCGCUCGCCCUCCAGCGCUGCCUCUCGUGCACGAAGCUCCUGCGCUUCACGCUCACAAAUUUCUCAGCGCACGGGCUGCGGCGGGGGAUGUUCUUCCAGCCCGACCCGUACGUGAAGCUGCGGAUCCUGCCUGGCGAAUCACAGACGCUGCUGCCGCACCACGGUCAGGAGGCGCGCUCGGCCGUCGCGGAAAACACCGUCAACCCUACCUGGAAGAGGCAGGACUUCACCUUCGUGGCCUACUUACACGACAUUCUGGAGGUGGAACUGAAGGACAAGUUCGCCAAGAGCCGCCCCAUCAUCAGCCGCUUCCUGGGCCGCCUCACCAUCCAGGUGGCCACGCUCAGGGAGAGGUGCAAGGCCGGCGCCCCGGGACUGCUGGACUUCCCGCUGAGCAGCAAGAACACGGUGGACUCGGUGAGCGGCCACAUCUACUUCAGCGUUACGUUUGCGCCGGCGGCGAGCGGCAGCGGCAGUGCUUGCACGGGCCACGGGGGACUCGAGUGCCCUGGCGAGGACCCCAGCAUGAGGCUCACCGACAGUGCCGUCAUCGAGAGCCUCGGGCCCCCGGACCUGCUCUCCAACGGCCACAUGGGCGGCUACAAGAAGAACGUGUUCCCGCUCAGGGCCGGCAGCAGCAGCAACAACAACCCCGUAAUAAACAACGGCGUCGGGACCGGCUGCAGCGCAGACGGCGUCGUCGUGAACGGAGACAUGCUGCCGGAGGACGUGGCGGCCAACAGCGGCGAGGGCACGGACGCUGCUGGCAGGGAGUCCGACUACUCGCCCAUUUGGAAAUAUUCGUGCAAAGUUCCUAAUGUUACCACAAAACCGGAUGCAAGUGAACCCAGUGGCGAAGAAGCCAUUUAUGAAACCGUUUACCCAGCAGAAGACUACCAGAGUCAGGAGAGCGAUGCUGCUGGACUAAGCGCGGGAGUCAGCUGUGAUUCUAGUCAGCCUGUCAGCGACGACGACUCUCCGCCUCCCCUUCCUCCCAGGACGAAGUCGCUCCUGAAGUCGCUCGCGGACUCCGGCCACAGGCCCCUCGAGAGAUCGAUAGCCUUGUACCCAACAGUGGUCAAGAAACGGCCCAUGCCCCUGCCGACGGGCACCGCCGGCGAGCCCACGAAGGCGCAGACCAUCUCCUGCACGCCAGGGAAAGUCCAUAACGGCGUGAACGAGCCGAGCGUGCGCCCCAAGGUCGGCCACCUUAGUGCUAGCUCACAGUCCAGCUGUGAUAGUGAGAGUAGUGGGGCAAGCUUUGGCGAAGUAAGAAGAAUGCAAUGUUCCAUGGAAGGACCAUUUUCUUAUGAUAUUGUUGAUAUAGAUGAUGUUUUGCAAAUUUCUGAAUUUUCAAGUAAUCAAAUUGAUGUAGAUAGCCAGUGCCAAGCAACAAAAUCCUCAACUCAGGGACCUCACUCUUCAUUGCAAUCUUCUUCCUGUGCUUCCAUGGAAAGUGAAAUGUCGGAGGACAUUGCCAGGCCUUCCACGCUGCAGAGUUCGCUGGACGAGGCCAGCGGGACGUCUCUCUCUUCCACCGACAACAGCUACAAGGAAGAGGCCUGUAGCGCAGUGGCCCCUCUUGCAACGCCAGAGCAAGAUUGUAGUCUUUUGCAGGAGGCUGCAUCCACUGACACAUUGCUGGAAAACUCUGAGGAAGUUUUAGAGGCUGAAUUCGCUGUUUGUGGCAACAGAGGACCAUAUUUGUCAAGAAGUUCCACAAGUAGUGAAAUAGCGGUAUCCUCUCCUGCUAGCUUUAAUCAUCACAUGCCUUCUUUGCAUAAGAUGGCGAGGAACCAAAGUGAUUCUGUAUCUAGUCCAGUUGAAGAUCUGCGCGAGUGUACUUCUUUGUUAAGUGCUCAAGAGAGGCAGAUCGCAGAUGACGAAGCCAGUGCUAGUAGAGAAUCAGAUCUCACUUGUAGGAGAAGGGAUUCUGCAACUCAUGGUUUUCUUCGUGGCAAUGAAAUGACCAUCGCAGAAGAGAUGAGGAUGCUUGCGAAUUGUGACACGGCUCAUCAGGAUGACACACAUUCCGACGGGACAGACCACGAGGGCUCGUCUGCCGUGGGCCCCUCCAGGAAGGGGUCGACGUCAACCAGGUCUCCUUCACCCAGAUUAGCAGACUGCCUCCCAGUCUCGAAUUCAGCGUCGGAGUCGCUCUCUCUCGCGAGCGGCUCGGCGACAUGCUCAGUGUCGUCCCAGCAAGGGGAGGAGGGCCUCACAGGGCUGGAACCGACGUGCAUGGUCGUCAGCACAGAGAGCUCCUCCUCAAACUCCGUGUUUGCCAGUCCCACGGCAGAAACCAACGACUUGAACAUUGAGUCGUUGCCUUCCGCGUCUUGCUCUGCGGAUAUGAACAUUCCUCGAGAGGCGUCGCAGGAGGCGCAGGCUGCGGCAGCCGAAGCCCAGGAGCCGAGCGUCCGGCCCAGAAGAGAAGCCGUCUCGCAGAACGUCAGCUUGAACGAAGACGAGGACAUUCCUCCUGCAGUUCCUCCACACAAGCCCCACCACCGCCUCCUGAAGGCCUUGGUUCAUCCGCCUCUCUGCCCUCCCACCCCAACGCACCACGCCAAGCCGCAGCCCCCGGAACGCACAACCAGCGACAAAAGAGAGCGAGAGGCGAGUUUCAACCCAAAGGAGGACGCGAGAGAGAGGGACGACAAGCCCGGGUCGUCGCACCACCCCAAGCUGUCCCGUCAGCCGUCGUUGCGCGACUGGCUGAGAAGAUACCCCAAGGUGGAAGUGGCUUUCGAUGAACCUCUGCCAGCAAACGUGGAGGCGCGGAAGGACAGUCACGGCAGGAUAUUCUUCAUUGACCAUGUGGCCAAGACGACGUCCUGGGAAUGGCCGCCUCCCAAGCCUCUGUCGACGCACAGACCUCUCUUCUUUGUGCCGCAAGUUGAUAAUGAGAAAAGGAGAUCCCUCUGUGAUAGUGGAGAAAGCGAGUGCAGCAGCAGCCGCACCAGUAGUAGGGUUGGCACCCCCGAGCCGUCUACUCCGUCAACGCCAAAUAUCCUGGGGACUACAGGAUGUCUGAGUCCUGACCACUGCCUAGGGAACGAGGGAGCCGUGGCACCCCCUCCGCCUCCACCGCCAGCACUGUCUCCACCCCCGGCGGCCGUCAGCAGCGUAGUAGGAGGAGCGGCCACGGCGUUGAGCACCUCGGCGUCGACCCCCAUGCCGUCGGUAGCCACCUCGCCGACCACGGCUGGCCUGCCUGGAACCACGGCUAUGCAGGACGGCAGCGACGGCGACCGAAGGAGGCUGGACGAAGGCCAGGAGGAGGAAGAGGAAGAGAAGGCCCCAACGCCUCCGCCCCGGCCGCACCACAGGCUCGCCCGGCCAACGCCUCCCCUCCCGCCCCCCCUCCCACAACAGUGCCCCCCCACGCCCACGCAUCAUCGAAGGCCGCAUCACAGCGCGAGUGAUCAGGACGGAGCCGUCCACCCUGAGCGCCACAGCCGCACGAUGCGCCUGCCUUCCAUCCCCGAGAGAACCAUCAAGUUCCAGCGGGUGGAAAUACAGCCGGGAGAAGAGCCUUUACCAACAAACUGGGAGGCGAGGAUCGACAGCCAUGGGAGGAUCUUCUACAUUGACCACGUGAACAGGACGACGACGUGGCAGCGGCCCUCGGGCAACGACUCGGCCCAGACGCAGCGCACGCAGUCCACGGACCAGCUCCAGCGCCAGCAGCUGGACAGGCG